Molecule: messenger RNA, 4766 nt
Organism: Kockovaella imperatae
Lineage: Eukaryota; Fungi; Basidiomycota; Tremellomycetes; Tremellales; Cuniculitremaceae
Product: inositol hexakisphosphate-domain-containing protein
Exons: 34
Coding region: 189-4691 (1500 amino acids)
Source: RefSeq, a predicted model, not a curated record
UGCUUGACGUGACUCUCUGUGCUCGAUCAAGCCUUUUCACUUUCACACUACCAAUAAUUCACCAUGAUGGGCUCUAUCAGUCCCGCACAGUCAACUUCACCGCCACCAAGGGAUUCUCGCAGAAUGUCGUCUGGGCAUUCAUCACCGUCUGAAGGUCAAGGGCUCUCCGAUCACCUCCGCAAACAUUCAUGACCCAUCUACCAUCUCGUCCAUCUCCACUCGGAGCCGGAUCCGCCCUAUCUCGAACGGUCUCCAACCCGCCGACCAAUAUGCCUCAAGCAUCUGGAUCAGGGCCAUCGCCGCGUCUAGGACCAACUCGACCUGGUGUCUUGUCGCCUCGAGGCUCAGUCGUCAGUCUCCCUGGGACUAUACCGCCUCGAGCGUCGACGCACACUGGGCUGUAUGGACUUGGAGGUGGGCAAAAGGUCAGCAGGGAGAUUUUAGGUAUACAAGAUAGGUUGCGGAAAGAGACUGAAGGUGUCGUCAAGCGGAGGACAGGGAGUGUGCUCGGGCGAGGAUACAUACUCAAGACCGAUCACUACCCAACCGGACGAGCCAUGGAUCUUGACCUCACCAUACAGGGCGCCCCUAACUUUCGUGCCCCGCUAGAAGAAGGUCUCAACGUUUUUGGCGUCGCUCAACCCACGACUGUUGGACUACAAUCUAUCCUCACUAUUCUCGGCUGUCAGCCCGUGCAUCUACUCCCUCCGCCUACAACCAUAUCUAGACGAGGCUCAGGCGUCCAAGCUGACAAGCCUAUUGUUAACCCUAGCCUUGAUGGUGCUGCCCUGUCCAAAGUGAAAUCGACCCCGAGUUCGACGAGUAUUCUGUUGGACGAGAAGUACGACGAUGCGGAGGGUCAGGCAGUGUGGUUCAGUACAAGGGAGGAGACGCUCAUAUAUUGCAACGGCCGGCCCUACGUCCUCCGAGACGCCGCAUCACCAUUCAAAACUUUGGCAUUCUCCGAACGCGCAGCUAACAUUGAAGACAUUGAACGUCGACUCAAACUUGACAUUCUCGAUGAAGCUCGGCGAUAUGGCGGGAUGAUCCUCACGCACGAUGAAGUGAGCGGGGGAGCUCUUAUUCCCACUUGGGUCAGCGUCGAGGACCGCACCAUCAAGACACCGAAAGAAGUCUGGAAUCAGUACAAGGAAGCAGGCUGGAGGGUCGAAUACUGGCGGAUCCCGAUAGCUCCGGAUACGCCGAUCGAAGACAAUUAUCUAGAUGCCUAUGUUAAUGUGCUGCAAAAGGUCGACCCUCUCACUACGUCUCUGGUAUUCAAUUGCGGCAUGGGAGUGGUAAGAACCACGUUCGCAAUGAUUGCUGCCCUGCUGGUUCGUCGAAGGCAAAUGAUCUUACGGGGACUCGACGACCCGUUUCCAAGUGCGACAGGUGGAUCUGGUGUCUCCACACCGGUCGCGGUGCCUCAAGCAGCUCAGCAGCUUGAACAGGCCACUCACCAGCAAAUCCUGAACAAGGCUCUUCUUCGUUUGACUCGAGUUCUGGAGCGGAACCUACCUUCUGUCCACCCUUCGACAGCCAUAGACCUCCUAUCGGCUCAUCCUCAGCUUUUAGAGCAACUUAGGAGAGCCCACAUGGGCAACUACCAGAUCGUCUUGUCCCUCCUCUCAAGUUUAGACCAUGGGAGGCAAAUGAAACAGCUCGUGGAUCAGAUCAUCGAUUCCUGCGAUGCUGUGGUGAACCUUAGAGAAAGCGUGAUAGAGCAUCGGAUCAAGUACAGUGUGUCCACCAUGGAAGACAGAAAUCGUCAAGCAAUCUUGGAAAAGGCACUUCGAUCGCUUGAGCAGUAUUUCGAUUUGAUCGUCUUUUCUGCUUAUGUCGAAGAAGAGGAUGCUGGUGAUACUGGGAAAAGCUUUUCACAGUGGCUAAUGGGACGUCCGGAGAUUUGGAAUCAGAUCAAGAUCUUACGCAGGCGAGGUGGUCACCGUCUAAUGUCAUUUGCACCUGCAAACGAUCUCAGCUUGAUCUCUCGGUCCGCCGAUGUCGCUGAACAUUCUUCAUUGUCCGGACAAAAGUCCAGAAAGGGGGGUCUGAGCGUCCAAGGUGGCAAAAUACUGGGCGAUGAGUGGGCAGAGCAUGUCGUUACGAACAGGACGGGGAUCAUGCUUCGGUCUUCGACGCUACUUAAAUCCGAUUUGUGGCUCACCGAAUCCGCUUCGUCCGCCGAAGGCGUUCGAGGCGCCGUUGGCUUCAGACAAGUUCGCGGGGCCCCUAUCUUUGCGACAGGUCAGCCCACCCAGGAAGCCAUUCAAACCAUCCUCAAGGCGGUUCACGAGCGGUGCGAUAAAGUUGACCGAGUCGUAUGGGUUUGCCUGAGGGAGGAGCCUUUGGUGAUGAUCAAUGGCUCUCCGUAUUGUCUCCGAAAGACCAGUUUUGCUCUCAGAAACAUGCGAGACUACUCUGGCGUUUCGGCAUCCCGUCUGGAGAUGCUCGAAGACCGUCUGAAAUCGGAUGUCUGCUCAGAAUUAGACGAAUUCCAAGGUCGGAUCUUGCUUCAUACAGAGACCGCCGACGGCGAAGUGGUGCCGGUCUGGGAGAGCGUCGAUAAGCUGGACGUAGCCUCCGUCAGAGAGGUCAUGGAUGAUGUGGCGGCUCACACCAAGGACGUGCAAUUGGAAUUUGUCAGAGUUCCCAUCACAUCUGAAUCCUCGCCAGAUUUCCACGAUGUGACGGAAUUGCUGGAGCUCUGUGUUCGCACAGAUCUGAGCAGUACUGCCUUUGUGCUGAACGAUCAAUUGGGUCGAGGCCGAUCAUCCAACGCAGCCAUCAUCGUUCUCCUCAUCGAGCGAUGGUUGAGUCGCGGCAGUCGUACGCGGAAGGGAGAUCAUAGAACCAUUCAAUACGAGAUUCUUUUUCCCGGUGAGGAGAGUGAUGAGAACUCUACACCAAGAAGAAAUAGGGGAACGGAUGCCAGUCCUUUGAAGAGCAUGUCGAGGACGCGGGAUCGAACACCUAUACAUUCGACGCCGCGAUCCAGCUGGCAAAUAAUUAACAGUUGUCUGAGAAUCAUCCGAAACGGCCUGAGGGUCAAGAGGAUUGUGGACGAAGCCAUUGAUGCUACUUCCGCUCAAUUCAAUCUACGCGAUGAGAUUGAGGAUCUGCGCAUGAAGGCAUUGCAAUGCAAGACGCCAGAUGAGAAGCAUCAUCUAGUCGAACGAGGGCUCAACAGUCUUCGGCGAUAUUACCACCUCAUCGUCUUCCAGGCUUAUCUUGAUGACACCUCGCCUGAUGAGGAUCAUCCUUAUUCUUUCGAGUCCUUUGUACGACAUCGACCUGUGUUCAAGACUCUCGAGAAUGAACUCGAGGAAGGCGGGAUCGAAGCGCUUACACCUAUUGAUCGAAUGGAGCCUGCGGCCGGAAUGGCGCUACCCGACGAAGUGUCGAAAGUGGUUGCCAAUCGGUCGGGGGUUAUCCUAUCCGCUCAAACGAUCCUCAAAUCAGAUUUCUUCUCCGGCCUGCAGAAGCAGUCUCUGCCGGAGCGAGUUGACGGCGCUGCCAACUAUCGCAAACUACCUAUCAUUCCUCAGCUCGACGCUUUCGACGAGGGAGGCGAGGCGAAUGGCUUGCUUGAUCGUCACGUCUAUGGGACUGGUAUGCCAAAUGAUACAGGACUUCGUAAGGCACUCGAAAAGAUGGGUGCAGGUCCCAAUGGCUCUCGAAGGGUCACUUGGACCUCCCUUCGUGAGGAGCCGGUGCUCUACGUCAAGGGAAAGCCAUUUGUCUUGCGUCUGGUGGAUCGGCCCCUGACCAAUGUCGAGACGACUGGAGUGACUGCAUCCGUUGUUGAAAGAAUGGAAACAACCCUAAGGGAAGAUGUCCUGAGAGAACUCAAAAAGUCUCAAGGUCGCAUGCUUCUUCAUGACGAACAGGAGGUCAAGCCAGGCGACUACGAGGUCAUUCCCAUCUGGGAGAAUGUUGAACCGGAAGAGGUCACGACUCCCAGAGAGCUGUAUGAGAAGGUCAUCCAAGAGGGGUACAAAGUCGAUUAUGCUCGUGUGGCGAUAACCGACGAGCAGGCCCCUUUGCCGGCGUCUUUGCAAUUUAUCGUUGGACGAGUGGCCAGGGGUCUCGAGACGGGCUGUGACUUUGUUUUCAACUGCCAGAUGGGUCGGGGAAGGACGACAACCGGUAUGGUGACGGCUUCUCUGAUCGCUACGAUCACCAUGGAGGAUAUGACGCUGGAAAGUGUCACCGAUCUCGAAGAAUUCGCGAGUCAUGGCGAAGAUGGCUUGGCUUCAGAAUCCACCCAAUACUUGAAUGGAGAAUAUAAAACGAUACUCCAGCUGGUUACUGUAUUAAGCCAUGGAAAGCAGGCUAAAAGAAUCACGGACAAGGUGAUCAAUCUCAUGGAAGGUGUCCAAAAUCUGAGGCGAGCGGUCUACGAGUGCGUGACAAAAUGCCCUUCUGUCAAGACAGUUCACCACGAGCUCAACUAUCCAUGCAGUUUCAAGCUCAAAGUUGAUGCUGCUGAAAUUGGAUCCGCUAAAUAUUCAGCGUUGAUGAAACAAGCGACAAAUUACUUGUACAGAUACGGCACAUUGAUCGUAUUUGCCAAUUUCCUCUUAGAGAUGAAGGAAAAGGGCACAACGUUAGAAGAGACUGAUUUCCCAGCGUGGUUGACGUAUCAUCGGGAGAUCAGCUCUGUUCUCAGUCGGAAAGGAUUAGAUUGAAAAACGUCACGAGCGACGAAUGAUCACUGGAUCAUGUACACAUGUAUUUGGAUUUUGGACAGUACUUUGGGGACA